This is a messenger RNA of Lathyrus oleraceus (garden pea), 1845 nucleotides long. Its product is annotated as UDP-glucuronate 4-epimerase 5. The transcript has a single exon. The record is from RefSeq and is a predicted model, not a curated record. Bases 310 to 1593 code for a protein of 427 amino acids. NCBI's taxonomy places the organism in Eukaryota, Viridiplantae, Streptophyta, Magnoliopsida, Fabales, Fabaceae.
AAGUAACUGAGAAGGUAAGCAAGCGAAAAGUCUAAACGGCAGAAGCGAGCGAAAAUCACUCAUGAGUACUAACAUCUAAACGGCAGAAGCAAACGAAAAUCAGUCAUGAUUAACCUCUACACGCAAUAGCAAGCAAAAACAAACACAAACUGAAAAGAAUCUACAAGUCAAUAUAAACUUAAAAGUCAAAACCCUCCAAUCGAAUUCACAAAAUACCCACCCUAUCCCUCUUCUUCUCUCUCAACCUCAAUUACUCUCAAUUCUGAACUUCAACAAUUCAGUUAACAAUUUUCAAUUUCCAAAUGUAAAAUGGAUACCAAAAACACUUUACCAUCAACACCUGGUAAAUUAAAACCAGAAAAAUAUUACCCACCUUACAAUAUCCAUCGCAUUAGAUUAUCAAAACUCACACUAUACUCUUCAAUCUUCCUCGCUUUCAUCAUUUUCUUCUUCAUUCUCUCACCUCCUUCCCCUUCCCCUUCAUCACUCCGUACUCACAACCCAUGGGGCGGACCCGAUUGGGAAAAACGGGUCACUAAAUCCGCCCGUCGGAGCUCCGCUUCAUCCCUCACUGUUCUUGUCACCGGUGCUUCCGGUUUCGUCGGUACUCACGUCUCACUUGCUCUUAAACGACGUGGAGAUGGUGUCAUCGGUCUUGACAAUUUCAACCGCUAUUAUGACCCCAACCUCAAACGCGCCCGUCAGAAAGUACUCUCACGCGCCGGUGUUUUCGUCGUUGAAGGUGACAUCAACGAUGCGAAUCUCCUUCAUAAACUCUUCGAUGUUGUUCCUUUUACACACGUCAUGCAUCUCGCUGCUCAAGCUGGGGUUCGUUACGCUAUGCAAAACCCUAAUUCGUAUAUUCAUAGCAACAUUGCAGGUUUUGUUAGUCUUCUAGAAGCUUCUAAGUCUGCGAAUCCUCAACCUGCGAUUGUUUACGCUUCAUCGAGUUCGGUUUACGGUUUGAAUUCGAAGGUUCCGUUUUCUGAAAAGGAUCGGACUGAUCAACCGGCGAGUCUGUAUGCAGCUACGAAGAAAGCUGGUGAAGAAAUUGCGCAUGCUUAUAAUCAUAUCUAUGGUCUUUCGGUUACUGGCUUGCGUUUCUUCACUGUUUAUGGUCCUUGGGGUCGUCCUGAUAUGGCUUAUUUCUUUUUUACUAAGGAUAUUUUGAAAGGGAAACAGAUUACGGUGUUUGAAUCACCGGAUGGUGGAAGUGUUGCUAGAGAUUUUACCUACAUUGAUGAUAUUGUGAAGGGGUGUUUAGGGGCUUUGGAUACAGCUAAGAGAAGUACUGGUGUUGAUGGGAAGAAGAAGGGAAAUGCACAGUAUAGGAUUUUUAAUUUGGGUAAUACUGCGCCUGUUCCGGUUACGGAGCUUGUUAAUAUAUUGGAGAAGCUUUUGAAUGUGAAGGUAAAGAGGAAGGUGAUGCCGAUGCCGAGAAAUGGGGAUGUUAAGUUUACUCAUGCUAAUAUAAGUAGGGCUCAAAAGGAGCUUGGAUACAUGCCUACUACUGAUUUGGAAGGUGGACUCAAGAAGUUUGUGAGGUGGUACCUUGACUUUUACUCUCCUUUAAAGAACAAAAGUGUUUGGUGAUUUGAUUUCAUGUGUUUUGCUUUUGUUCUGUUGUGCUGCAUGAUAUUGUGUAAUGUACAAUUCCCCUGUUUCUCUUCCUUAUAUGAUUGCAAUCUGCAGAUUCUGUUGGGGAACUGAGGGGAAGAACUAGUAUAUAGUAUCAGGGUCUUUUCUUUUUUUCCUUUAGUUUUAUGUUUUUUUCCUAUCUAUGACUUUUUAUGUUAACCAUUGUACAGUUUUAUUGAGUUAUUGAGGCACCGAAUUGACUUUUAA